This is a messenger RNA of Linum trigynum, 2064 nucleotides long. Lineage: Eukaryota; Viridiplantae; Streptophyta; Magnoliopsida; Malpighiales; Linaceae. The record is from the annotation of a GenBank genome assembly.
AACAAUAAGUUACCUAAAAUCGUAGGAGAGGAGAGGACGAAGUACGAAUUGUUUUCUGCUGUGUUCAGGGCUUCAGGCUGUGGGAUCGAGCAAUUAAGCUCCGAUGGUGACGGGGUUCGACGGCAACAGGACAACAGUGAAGGGGGUCGACGGAAAUAGGACAACAUCGAAGGACGUCGACAGAAAUAGGCCUGGGUCGUGUCUCUUGGUGGAGCUUGCGCCAGCGACGGAGACGACAAAGAUCCUGCCGGCUUGGAUCGGCUGCGUUUGGAUUCGACGAACGGAGGAGGGAUCGACGACGUAUCGUUCCCCAGGAAGGGGAGAGGGAUGCCUUGCUUAGGGAGUUAGGGACGGCAGGUUGAGGGUAUUGGGCUUUUGGCUGAGCCCGAUGUUUGGUUGAUGACUUGCUGUCAUUCCCAUUCGGUGUUGGAAUACGGAGUUGUCGACGGUAAUUUACCGUCCCUUCCUCGGUACACCGUUUGCCAAGAUCCCACCUUCGACUACCAUUUGAUAUGCGGUUACCGGUUAAAUCGUUAACCGCUAUACCGUUAACCGCAAUACCGUUUACCACCCCUAGUAGUGAUGUUGCGAGCUUGGCACCAUGUGAUCGUGAUAGAUGCAACAUACAAGAUCAAUAAGUAUGAUAUGCCUUGGGUUGAGAUUGUCGGCAUGAAACCAGUGGGAUUUAACUUUGUCAUUGCAUCUGCAAUAGUGUACGACAAGACGAAGGAGUCAUACCAGUGGCUUCUGACGCAUUUGCAACAUCUUCUUGGCCCCAUUGUUCCAGAUGUGUUUGUCAGUGACAAGGCAGGAGGAUUGGUUGAGACCGUGGGGGUAAUGUUUCCAUCAUCGACUCAUAUAUUAUGUCUUUGGCAUAUAGAUAGGAAUGUGAGAGCAAAAUGUCCAGCGGAGGUGCGAAGGACGAACCAUUGUGGUAUAGAUGAAGCCAAACCGACAGUGGAUCAUAUCAUGGCGUCUUGGCAACGUGCUGUAUAUGCAUUGACAGUGGAAGAUAUGAAUACUACCUUAGACAAUUUCAAACGUAGUUGGGGAGUACAGUACCGACGACUUUGGGGGUAUUUGGCAGCUGAGUGGUUACCAGUUAGACACAUGUGGGCUAAAUGUUAUACCAAUCAAGUGCAACAUUUGGGUAACACAAGCUCCAAUAGGGUUGAAGCUGCCCAUUCCUCCUUCAAGAAGUGGCUUCAAUCAUCUACUGGCGCAGUCGAUACGGUUAGUCUCCUAAUAAAUCUUCAUUGAUACAUAGAGAAUUUUAGUAGUCUCCUAAUUGUUCUUCAUUGUCUGUAGGUAUUCAAGAAGAACGAUGAUUACAUUGAGGCUCAACACCUUCAAAUCAGGAAGCUUCUAGAGGAUUCUUGACAAAAGAAGCUGCUCCGAGCGGAUGGAAAACCAUUUCGAGAGUUGAAUACGAAAGCCACUCUAGAAGCUCUAAGGUUGAUGUUGUUCGAGGUAGCAGUGGAAGGGGAACCUUGUACAUGUACGUUUCCUCCUACCUAUGGUCUCCCAUGUAGGGCUGGGAAAAUAGACCAGACAGUUAGAAAAACCGUGGUCCAAACCGUACCGCACAGUUUGGUCUGGACCGUAGACUGUUAAGUAUGGUCUGGUCUGGUCCAUGGUCUGUAUUAUCUUAUGUUUUGAUCUCUUGGUCUGGUCUGGUCUAGACCGCGGUUUACCGGACCAAACCGUGGACCCAACUGACUUGUCAAUACGUGUUAACAGCCCAUUCGACCACUCUCCCAACUCCUACAACGACACCCAAGUGUGAACCUUAGUUUUGUGAAUCUCGUCCCUCCUUCAUUCACAACCACAUUUAACCAGAGAGUAGAGAUAAUCGUGUCUCCAUAUGACAUUAUGUUAAUGUUUAUGACGUUAUGGUGCAAGUUGGGAUCCUUUUACUUUGUAUCUUUGUUAUGUACUAAGAUUUAGAGUAUCAAAAUUAUUCAUGCAUGUUAGGAUUAAUGAUUUAAGGAAAAUAACAAUUAUUUUUCCUGGUUAUUGGUUCAAUUUUUUGUGUGGUUGACUAAACAAAUUAUUCAUUUUUCG